This is a messenger RNA of Mya arenaria, 1482 nucleotides long. Its product is annotated as integrin beta-PS-like. The transcript has a single exon. Bases 287 to 1222 code for a protein of 311 amino acids. The record is from RefSeq and is a predicted model, not a curated record. Gene Ontology annotation, cellular component: integrin complex; cell surface; focal adhesion. Gene Ontology annotation, biological process: cell adhesion mediated by integrin; cell-matrix adhesion; cell migration. NCBI's taxonomy places the organism in Eukaryota, Metazoa, Mollusca, Bivalvia, Myida, Myidae. Gene Ontology annotation, molecular function: integrin binding.
AAACCAUUAAUGUGUGUUGGCACACACUCCAAGACCUGGCUGUACACAUUCCACGGGAGCUUUUCUACGAGCUGUACCAUUGUGUAUAUUACCUGUGUUCAUGCCUGGUAAAACAUUCAAGAUAAGUGAAAAUAACCUCAGGGAUAAAUGAUACAAUGUGGUGCUUAAAAAUAAUGGAAUGGGAAAUGUGAUAUACAAGUUAUUUGUAAGUUUGAGAGGUGUUUCAUGUUCAUGGUGAACUUCAUUUUGGAUUUUUCUUUCUCUCAAUACGCCGAUUCAAGUUACUAUGAUGCUAUCCACCGAGGUUGUCAGUGUGUUGCUGAUAGUCCAGUUUGUUUCCCUUGCGGUAGGGCAAGAUAAUAUGGACUGUGAUGACACGCGACCGUGUAUGAACGAGAAUGGCGUUGUAUGUAACAACGCCGGCAGAUGCGUUUGUGGAAUGUGCCAGUGUAACAAACAAACGUUAUCUGGCCAGUUCUGCGAAUGUGACAGUAUGUCGUGUCCAUAUUAUAACGGAAAACUGUGUGGCGGGCUGGGUCGGUGCGAGUGUGGGAUGUGCGUCUGUGCGCCUGGGUGGACGGGUGAUAGCUGUCAGUGUCCGGUCAGCCCGGAGGCAUGCAUCGCGACUGGCGCCGUUGAUUUAUGCAGCGGCCGGGGUACCUGCGAUUGUGGGCGAUGCAAGUGUGACGGUGAAUCCACCGGAGAGUUCUGCGAAGAUCAUCCGGAUGAGUCCGGGGACUGUAUAAAAUUUAGAGACUGUGUGGAGUGCAAGACUUUUGGAACCGGAAAUUUGACCGGAAAGGAAUGCGUGAAAUGCAGUGACCAAUACAACAUCGACAUAUCUAUCGUAGACAGUAUAAAGCUCGAAGAUCUCCGAGUGAAAGGCUUUCCUUGUUUGUUAUACACAGACGAUGGCUGUGUAAUGUACUUUCUAGUUGCGAAACCGGAAGAUGGUCGGCAGAAGAUCACCGCGGACGGAACAUGCAAGGCUAUUGGUGAUUAUGACUAUAAAGAUUACGAAACGUCCACGCAUGACUACGUGAAUCCACCACGGCGAGGAGACUUUCCGCCGGAAGAAGAUAAAUCCGGAAAUGCCGAUAUGCCAAGGGAAGAGAAGAGCAGCAAAAACCGCUCAGGCGCGUCCAGUCUUGUAUUCCAUGUGACUGUUUGGUAUAUCAGUGUAUUUUUUGCCUUUUUCAUUAAGUUUUCCUUUGUCAAAUGAUGUAUGCCCGUCAUCUAUACAUUCUGCUUGCUUUUUCUAAGCAUGUAUUAUGCUAGUACUGUGUUACAUACAAAACUCAUAGAGAUCAAUUUGAUUUACUUCGGCUUAACGAGUUUAAAAACAAGGACUGGAUAUUAUGCAUUACAUUUUGAUAGUAUUUAAUACAUCUAUGUGUAUCACAUAUAUGUUAUUUAAACACUUUGUAAAUCAUUUUUGUCUUUGUAAAUCAUUUAUUUUGUAGCCAUAAAUAUUUGAAAAUC